UCGUGGCAGCACAGCCAAAUCGGCCACCGAAGCCAGUAUUCCGUCGAGCGUCUCCUGGCUUUCCAAGACUAUCACCAGCGCACCUCCAUCACUAGAGUUUUAGCAGUUUGCAUCGUCACGCCGAUUCCUGCCAUGGUGGCGGCCCUCCUGAUCGAUUGCAUCCCGUUUAGACCUCCUUCGGACGGCUGGAGAGCAAACUACACGGUGUGGAUCCGCUUGUUUCUCGACGCGUUUGCCGUCGCGAUGGGUCUGACCGCUCAAAUGAAGGAGGUCAUCGUGACGGGGAUUAUCUCGAAUACUGCAGCGUUCGCGAUAGCUUUUGGAACUGCGGCGUCCUAUGUCUCUUUAGCUAUGCUAGUAGCCGCUAUGUGGCGCUUCCCCAUUCCGUUUUUCGCUGUCAUCUCAGUGGUCCCCAUGGUCGUUUUUCUAUGUAGUUUCACUGUUCUAGCGGUUGGUCCGAGGAUGUUGGCGUCCUCUCCGGUUCUACGCAAGCAGAUAAAGUCUCAGCUCAAGAUCGUGGCGACUCAGGGCUUCGUGGCCGUGAUCUUUCCCACCGUUAGCGCCGUAUUCUACCGCCUCUCAGCGGUCCAACAGAUCGCGUUCGUCUUCAUAACCCCGUUCCUCAAAUUCGCCACCAAGCAAAUGAUCGCCAGUUCCGCUGAAGGCCUUCGAGAGUACGUGGGUCUGGUCGUCGUCUUCUCC
Phytophthora sojae is the source of this 702-nucleotide messenger RNA. RefSeq lists its product as hypothetical. The record is from RefSeq and is a predicted model, not a curated record. NCBI's taxonomy places the organism in Eukaryota, Oomycota, Peronosporomycetes, Peronosporales, Peronosporaceae. The annotation marks the transcript as partial. The transcript has a single exon.